AGCGGGAUCAUUCUUUUUCGAUGAUGCUGAUUUACGGCAUGGAUUGAUUUUCUCUUUCUCUUUCUUUCUCUCGCAGAACGAAGAUUACGCCAGAACUCUCUCGGUCGCUAAUGCUGAGUUAAGCGCCCUAACCUGCCUCAAAAGACGCUGCGCGACGUAGAUGAGAUAAUAAAUUCUGGUUAACUCUGGCGACAAAACGAAGGGACAAGAGGAAACUCCAAGAAACUGCGGGAAUAAUAAAUUGCGUUUAUUAAGAGCUCCGACUCUGAUAUCUCAUAAGAAACAUAGAUAGACGCUUCAUUUUGACGUCAAAAUAACGUCAUUUUGACAUCGUGACGUCAUUUUGACGUUUCGCAUGACGUCAGUUUGCUAACUGCGGGUAUAUUUGGCGAAUGUUCCCCGGGAAUUGAAAAUGAUUCUUCCGCAAUAGAAUGAACGAUUCCCUCUGAUUACGGCUGAUUGAAAAAAAAAGGGAGAAUUUCCACGGCAAAUUAAUAAUACGGGAAUUAAAAUGGAUAACAAGGUAGGCGAUUGCUAUGGAGAUGGAAGAGAGAAGGACGGACGAAGGUUGCGGAAAGAGCGAGAGAAGGAAAGUUAUUGAGAAGAGGAAGGGAACGAAAAGGCGAAGGAGGAUGCUGCGCCUCGGAGAAGCAAAAGAGAAAAAUAGCAUAUGGGAGAGAAUCGAUUCUGCAUCGUAAUAAGAGAGAGAGGGAAAGAUGGAGAGGUCGUGCGAGAUGAUCGGAAAGUGCGUAAAGCAAAUUGGAUAACCGAGAGAGGAUCUAAGGAUGAGGAACUAUAUAGUUGCGCCUCCGGCUUGUAACAAUGUUGCUGAUUUCGAUGAGACAGCCGGUGGUUGGUUACGUAAGUCCUGAGCUGAAGAAAGUAGGAAAAAGUAGACGAGCCAGCGCGAGUGAAAAGGAAAAAAAAACGCAAACCGGUAGCGUGAAAGAGAGGAGAUGCAGUGGGAAAGAGAUGGAGUCAUUAAUAGAGAGGAAGAGAUCGGAGCAGCGUUCAAUAAUGAAUUCAGAGUGCUGCUCCCUGGUGCACUUUCGACCGAUUCGAGUGCAGAACUCGCCGACCAAUGGGAGGCCGAGGAUCCCUUCGUCCUGAUUGGCCGAGCGCUUCAGCCUAGGUAAGCACGCAUUACGAAGCUUAGAACGCUGCUGCCCUCUACGUACUUUCAUCGUUCGCGGUCAACAGUUGUGUGAAGCCGCCUGAAGUUGACGAAGUUCGCGUUCGCGAGUUCACCGAGUUGGAUCGGGAGGAGUCCGCUGCUUUUUGGCGCGAAAAUUUCUCGGAAUUUUCGGCGUUGCCGGUCGCGUGCUACACGGCCGAUUACGCGUUUCCGGUUGUACUUCCGCCUCGUCGUAUCGAAGCUUCGCUCCGCGACGAACGAGACCCAUAAUUCUCGCGAAAAUCUCUCAUCGACAACGAAGCCGGUCGCGUCGCCAUCUUGUCUUCGGAGUCGGUCUACUGUAAUGUCGGACGUUGGCUCUUUCAAACAUUUUCUCGCCGGUCGUUCGAGUCGGAAAUGACCGGAGAAGAGCGAGAGAUACAUUCAUUAGUCGAAAUUUGACAGAUCAUUUCGCGCUCGGAAAAAAGUGCCCCGUUUUUCGCGACAUGUCAAAUUCUCGGAAACUCGGAAUUCGCUCGACGAAAGCUGAUUUUCGGAAUCUGGAUUUUAUCUACCCGAGUAUUUCGAUUGGAGACAGUUCGGGAAUCGGGAGGAUCGCGAGUGCGCUUCGUCGAAUAUUCAGUGAAAUAAAUAGAGUGAAAAAAAUAUUCGGUGAGAAAUAUAUAAAAGUGUAUAGUGAAGCGUGCAGUGAUCAUAAUUUGGGGAAUGUCGGCGACUUCAAAGUGCGUCGCAAAGAAGUCGCCCUCGUCGUUCGUCGAGGCUCUUCGAGGAGCAGCCUCGAGAAAAAGCGGCGACGUGAAAAUGGAGCGUCGGUUUCGCGCGCGAAUAAGCUCUCGCGAUUUUCGCGUUUUACCGAAACGCGUCGGAAAUAUGAUUUAAUUAAAACCCGGCGUCGCCGCUCGGCGCGACCGAAAAAAAGUACGCGCGCGAGUGCUUCUACGAGGAGGAGGCCCGGGGUGGCAUCGGGCAAUGGCGGAGCAACGAUAUGGAUAUUUUCUCCAUCAUCUCCUCGGGACAUCGACGUACAGCGAGAUCAAAUUACUGGAAGAGUCUGGAAGCUGGAAGGAGUCCGGGGCGGCAUUCGAAAUACUCUUAAAUCAAAAUAUUUUCGAACCGCUCGCGCCGGCAUUUAUUGUGUGCAUGAACCUGAAAACAGCAAGUGCGAGAGAAAUAAAAAAAAAAAAAAAAGAGAGGAGACAAACACUUGCAUCCUGACGGUGCGACGACGACUGACGCGGGCCGCCGCGACGAGAAACGAGAGCGGGCCGGCGACGGAGAGCGCCGAUUGGCUGGCGUGCGCGCGACAAGGACGGCGCGAGCAGGAAGAGGAGCGAGAAGUUAGGCGCACUUCGGGGAGUGCUCCGACCGUUCGUUCAGUCGGACGCGCGAUUACAGUCACGCGAGACGCUGCGUACGGACGGACUCCUCUCUCUCUCAUUCUCUCAUUCGCUCUUCCGUUGGGACGAACCGGGAACUUCGAGGGAGUGAUCGACGACUUUCGUAGCCACGUGCCGGUGAAAACAGCGACGUCGACGGCAGAAAAAAGAAGAACGCUUGAAGAACGGCGUGAAGUGCGCCGAUUUCGCGGGGCCGCUUCCUUCACCUUCCGCGAUCGCGAACCCACGCGAGUGUCGCGCGCGGCCCUUCACCUUCCUCGACUUCGGUCCCCGAUGAAGCGUCUCCUCCCGGUCGUUUUUCCCUCCCGCGCGAGGAAAUAAGGAAGUGUGGGUGUGGGUGCGCGUUUGUCAGGUGGUGACUUGAAGUGAGUGGCGAAAGGAGAGGCAGCUUCACGUCGCUUGGAUCCAUCCCGCGUUAUCUUCAUCAUCGUUUUCCCGGAGCAACGGAUUCGGAUGUCACGGACGUGUCGUCGACGGUGAACAGCGGCGUGUAAAGGGGAAAAAAGGGAAACAAAGGCAGAAUUGUCCGGGCGUGGCAUAAGGCGGAAGGCGAAAGAGGAGUUUCGGAGAGGUGGUUUUAGAUGUUAGAAGGAGCGGGGGUGGCUAAAGUGGCCCCGCCGCCGGGUCCCGAUGCCGGUCCCCGUGUCUCAAACGCCCACAUUGACCUCCACCCUCGUGCCCAAGGAGGAAUCGAACAUGCCUUUCAUAGACGACGAGUUGUUCUGGUAUGACAAUGACGGAAAGAUGGAUCUGACCCAGUGCCUUCAGCAGAGCAACACGGGCCAGUCGGUCGAAUUUUCCCCGAUGGAAUUGAGUGCUUUUGUCGGAACGCCGGCGGCGCCGAAUGUGCCGGCGGAGGAAGGCGCUGGUAUGUCCGGCGUCACAGGGGAAGAACUUUUCGACCCCCUGGAUUUCCUGCGGGAACUCGAGGCGGAGGCUAGCCAACCCACCUCCACCACGACUCCUUCCUCCUACAGACGACAGAGGCACAACAUCGCCGCCGCGAAUCCUUUAUUAGCGGAAAAAUUGGCAGCCCCGUCGACACAGACGUCCCCGACGUCCAUCCCUUACGCUUCGAGGGCGGAAAUCAAGACAGAAAACAUUCAGCCAGAACCGAGUAAGGUGGACACCAGGGAGGUCCAACCGCACGACACGGGCGAGAAGGAGCAACUGGGCCUCGCGAGCGUGAAAGUGGAGCCGGGAUCCACCAGCGCGACUACCACCAGCAGCACGGGAGCCCGUCUGCUCCACGGGAUCCUCUCCCAGCAUCCCCAGCAGCACGGCCUGGGGUUGCAGAACGGAUACGGCCGACACUUGGCCGGUCAUGCUCAGAUGGGCCAGCCGCCUUACACUACUGCCGCCAUCGCCACGAGUACGCCAGGAAGCGGAUCACUGCCAGCGAGCCCAGCGGACAGCGGAGUCAGCGAUGUCGAGUCCAGCACAUCCUCCGGCGGCAACGAGGACGCGAAUCUCUUAUUGAAAGCCAGGCUCAAUCCUAAUUCGUCCCUACAGCCGGGUCUGGCGUCUCAUCACUCUCAUCUGUCGUCGGCAGCCCUCGGCAGAUCGGCCUGUCACAGCCCCGGCGUUUAUCCGUCGACGGCGACCUUUCUGCCGCCCUCUUAUCAUCCGCAUCAGCAUCAUCCCUCCCAGUAUCAUCCGCAUCGGGGGAGCUCGCCGCACCAUCAGCACAGCAACCACACCAUGGGUUCGACGAUGGGGCCGCCUCACCAUCACCACCAUCACCAUCAAACGCAGAGUCUGCAGCACUUGCAUUAUCGCCAGCCACCCUCGCUAUCCGAGAGCUACAACAAUUACGUGAACAUGUAUGGCGGGGGCGGUCAAUUCGCGACCCCCUGUACCCCAAGCCCGCCACGGGGCCCCGGCGGUGUGCCCACCAGCGUGAUCCAGGCGGCCACCAGCUCGGUCUCGGACGACCUCUACCUUCUCGAGCUGGGCUUCCCGCCGCGCUCGAAGAAAAGCAAGCUGAAGAAGCCGCGGCAGGGCGAGAACGGCGGCGCCGCCGUGAAGCGGAAGUCGCGCGAGGGCUCGACCACGUAUCUCUGGGAGUUCCUGCUCAAGUUGCUGCAAGACCGGGAAUACUGUCCGCGCUACAUCAAGUGGACGAAUCGCGAGCGCGGCGUAUUCAAGCUGGUCGACAGCAAGGCGGUCUCGCGUCUCUGGGGUCUGCACAAGAACAAACCGGACAUGAAUUACGAGACGAUGGGCAGGGCUCUGCGCUACUAUUAUCAGCGCGGCAUCCUGGCGAAAGUCGACGGCCAGCGGUUGGUCUAUCAGUUUGUCGAGGUGCCGAAGGACAUUAUCGAGAUCGAUUGUACAGGCGCAUGAGACAGGGAGCCGGCCCGUCCCACGUUGGACGAGGAGAAUGAGGAUGAGGAUGAGAAGGUGGAUCCGUCGCUGCGACGAAGACGCGGCGUCUCGACGCGGACCUCGCGCGGACGUCGUCCGUCGUUACCGUCGUCGCUGCUGACGUUGCGACAUCGCGGACCCGUCGCGGGAUUCCACUCGCGCGAGAGAUCGCCGUCCAACGAUUCUUCCCGCCGAGACGCGCCGACCUGGCACACCCCUCAGACCUUGUAAAAUGCAUUCUCUCUCUCUCUAUCCCCUUCUUUCUGUCGCUGUAUCUCUCUCUUUCUUUGUUCCUUUUCCUCUGUCUGUCUCUCCCUUUCCGCUUCUCUGGUUUUUUUUUUUCAUAUGUACAUCUCUCUUUCUCUAUCUCUCUACUUCUCUCUGGCUUCGUUUGUUCCUUGUAUUAUAUCUAUGUAAAUGUAUAUUAAAGGCGCCGGAUGACGCGACGUCCUCCUCCCCACGGUCCGUUUCUUUCUUGUGUGUCCGAAUAUCGCGUAGGAGACGAGAUCGGCACCGUGUGAUUGGCGGCGCCCGAAUCGUUGAAGUUUGUACAAAAUUUUAGUUCUUAAACGUCGACGACGAGGAAACUAAAGAAAUUUUAUCUCGGGGUGUACCUUUUUUGCCGGAAGGACGCCGUGGACAAAUUACUUAAGCGUGAGGCAUCGGAGAAAAAAAUUGUACAUUCGAAAAAUAUAUAUAAAUUAUUUAUUGUA
Molecule: messenger RNA, 5612 nt
Organism: Nylanderia fulva
Lineage: Eukaryota; Metazoa; Arthropoda; Insecta; Hymenoptera; Formicidae
Gene: Eip74EF
Product: Ecdysone-induced protein E74
Biological process (GO): cell differentiation; regulation of transcription by RNA polymerase II
Cellular component (GO): nucleus
Molecular function (GO): DNA-binding transcription factor activity, RNA polymerase II-specific; sequence-specific DNA binding
Source: RefSeq, a predicted model, not a curated record